AUGACUUACUCACUUCCCAAAGGCCCCACCUCCAAAUACCCUCAAUUUGGGGAUUCCGUUUCAAUGUAUGAAUUUGGUGGUGGGACUGUGGCGGGGGCCGGGAGGGGAGGUGGAGUGAAAACAUUGUCUAUAGUGCUGUUCUACAACACCCCUUCCACUGUGGACUUCAUUGGUGAUAGGCAAAGGCUGGGGAGGAGUGGAUCAAAGCGUGCCAUUCUCUGCUCCAGCUUGGGGUCCCAGGCACCUUUUCUCCCCUCCUCACCCUUGCCCCUGCCAGUUCCAAGCCCCUGGGACCUGAACAUCACCACACCGCCUAGCCACUGUGAGCCAGCCUCUCCCCUAAUUCCCCCAGGCCCGGAGGGGCGUUGGCUGUUCUCCACCUGCAGGGCCAGCAGCUGACACGGGCCCACACAGUGUGGCUGGGACUACACCGGCAGCAGUGUGGUGGUGACAGUGGGGCCGCUAGCUCUGAAAGGCGUGCAGUUGUGGUGGGCACCGGGCGCCGGCCGGCCUCUGAUCUCAGCCUAUGGAGCCGCGGGCGGCAAAGGUGCCAAGAACCACCUGUCACCGGCGCAUGGAGUCUUCCUCUCCGCCGUUUUCCCCCUUGGUCGCGGGGAGCUGCCUUACAUCCUCGUAGGUCAGCAGGGAGAGGACGCCUGUCCGAGAGUAAGCGGAGCCACCAGCUCGUUCUGCCUCGGAGAGUCUCCGGCCGCUGAGGAGCACGCGGCGACGGAGGGGAUCGGAGGGGUUCCGGGGUCGCGGAGCUGGGCAGGAGUCGGAGCGGAUGGGGAUGCCACCGCCGUCUUUCCGCUGCGCGCCCAUGAGCUGGAGCCGCUGCUGGUGGCGGCCGGAGGAGGCGGUAGGGCGUACCUGAGGCGGGAAGACCGAGGCCGGACUCAGGCCACCCCUGAAAAACUGCGGAACCGCUCGGCGGCGCCGGGAAGCAGCGGGAGAGGCGGGGCGGCGGGUGGAGGGGACGGCCAGACGUCGCGGGCGCCCUCUCCGCCGGCCGGCCGCUCACCGCGGAAGGGAGCGGAGGGUGGCCAGGGCUGCAGGGAGGCCUGGGCUGCGCUUGGCUGGGCCUCAGCCGGCGGCUUCAGUGGAGACGGCGGCGGCCACCCGGGGGGCGAUGCCUCAGAGGCUGACAUCCUCUGGGCUGAUGGGGACGAUGGGGUAUCCUUCAUACACCCCAACAGAGAGCUCUACCUGCAGCCUCUGCCAGUCAUGGAGAGCCAUGGAGAGGUGGAGAUUCGAUUAUACCUCAAUCGCAGUCAUUGCCUUUUGAAAAUCUGCCAAUGGCAGGCAGAGCUCCAGUUGGCCAGAUGCAUGUGCCCAGAGGGCAUGGAGCUGGCUGCAGAUAACAUCACCUGCAUGGCUGCCCACCCCUCAGACCCUUUGAUUCUGAUGGUGGCUGUGAUGUUGAUCUUGACACUGAGACUCCCUAUGGUGUGUGGGGUCCUGAUUCUGGUGAACCGUAAGAAGUGGCAGGGCCUGUGGUGGAUGAGGCUGCCAGGCCCUGAGCUCCAGCGGAGCAAGCUCACCUCCACCAUCAGGACAACCCCCAACCCCUACUACUUCCAGGUGGGGCUUGGCCCAGCCCAGUCCUGGCCUCUGCCCCCAGGGCUUACAGAGGUUCCAGUAAAUGUCAUUCUGGCCAGUUAUUACCGCAAGGGGAGCCAGGCUCUGCUGCCUGUCAAGUAGAACCCAGAGGGCUUCCUGGAGGGCAUCUUCACAUCCAAGACAGACUCCUGGUCUUCUGGAGUGCUGCUCUGGGAGAUCUCACUGGACUACAUGCCCUACUCUUGGCACACCGAUCAGGAGGUGCUGGACUCUGUCAUCUGAGGGGGGUGGAUGGACCCCCUCAGGGGCUGUCCAAGGCCUGUGUACCAUAUCAUGACCCAGUGCUGGCAGCAUCAGCUUGAACUUCACCCUAGUUUUGCCAGCAUCUUGGGUCUUCAAUACCGCACUCAGAACCCUGAUGUGCUGAAUUCACCCCUUCCAGUGGAACUGGGACCCAUCCUGGAGGAGGAAGGGGCUGGGGACCCUAUCUUUGGCGGACCUAAGAUGUCCACAGACCCAAGAACCAAGUCUGGGGAGGGAGCCUCCUUGGCUCCUGGCCUCAAGCCCUCCAAAUCCAGGGGUCUCCAGCCUCAGAACCUUUGGAAUCCCACCUAUGGUUCCUGGGUCCCAAAGGGCCCUGAGGGUGAGGACUCUAGCACUGAGGGUAGCAGUUCCUCCCUGCACUCCUCCCCAGGCUUCUAG
Mesoplodon densirostris (Blainville's beaked whale) is the source of this 2262-nucleotide messenger RNA. RefSeq names its product leukocyte receptor tyrosine kinase (gene LTK). The record is from RefSeq and is a predicted model, not a curated record. Lineage: Eukaryota; Metazoa; Chordata; Mammalia; Artiodactyla; Ziphiidae. Gene Ontology annotation, molecular function: transmembrane receptor protein tyrosine kinase activity. Gene Ontology annotation, biological process: regulation of cell population proliferation; multicellular organism development; cell surface receptor protein tyrosine kinase signaling pathway. Gene Ontology annotation, cellular component: signaling receptor complex.